CAGACGACCCGUGCUGCAGGGUGUUGACAUCAACAGUCCCGCAGAUGGUUGCCUGGGACAGUAUGUUUCCGUGAGAAUUUGUGCUCGCAAAGUGGGCUUCUGAGAACGCAAAAACAACAAGAUCUGAUCGAUCGUUCGAUCGUUUAUGUAGGGGGGAUAUCUAUUUUCAUUAAUAAGAACAUACACACGCUUAGGCUGAUCACGCUGCCAAAGAUGGCUCAACUCACCCAUCUCCCGACCGAGAUCAUACUCCACAUUAUCUCUUUUGUACAGUCCUACGGCGAUAUUGCGGCGUUGGCUGCACAGUCUUCCCAUCUCUACCAGGCGUGUGAUAUGAGGGCCCGUGAGAGGUUCCGCCAGAUCCGCAUUACAAACAAUGCCAAGCAUCUUGAGAGCGCCUUCGCGGCCCUGAUGGACAUCCUGAAACAGCCAUAUCUAGGCCGCUAUGUGCGUCAUAUUGAGUACUGGGAGCCUGUGACGAUGGCCUACCGGCACCCACCCUCCUGUGAAUUCGAUGCGUCAUCACCAGCUGAGGAAGACAUGGAAAUGAUCCGAGCUGCAAUCUACAGAGCAGGAUUUCCUGACCGUGGGAUUGAACCCCUGAUUACGAUAGUUAAGCAGAUCUCCGGUGUCACCCAUCGCAGGGAAAAAGAGGAGUUUCAUUCACCCCUUCUCGCGCAGGUUCUGACAGCACUUCUUAUCUCCGUGGCACCGGAAGUAGAAUCCAUGGCCCUCUCCCAGCCCUUUCCCAGCCAGAUUGUCGUGCCCUGGCAAACAGACCCCAUCAACCACAAGCGUAUAAGGCUCCCUUUGCAUUGGCUUCUACACCAAGUCAACAACAGGGACACGUUCCCGGGUGCCCGAGGGCCGAAGCUCCUGAGAAAGCUUCGCGACGUAUACUUGAUCGACGAGACGUGCGACACAUCCUGGAUAGAAGAUGAAGCCAUUCUUAUGACGGACGUCUUUGACUUCAUAAAUCUCUUUCGCCGUCUUCCAUCGAUUGAGUCGAUUGGCAUGGAUGGGCUGAGAACAAAUGUCGUCGGUAAGCACGGGGUCUCCUUUGCCUCGUCCAAUAUUACCCGUAUCCGGAUCGAGCACUCGACGGUCGACAGCAUGGACUUGGCAAGUAUUAUCUGUCUUUGCAAGCAGCUCCGAGAGUUUGGAUGCUCCAUCGGGGCCGAGUUAGUCGGUGGCGACCUUAGAGGUACAUGGACCGCAUUUCGAAUCGUCUUCCAAGCGCUUUUGGUCCACCGUACAACCUUGGAGCUUCUACAUAUAGAUGCCGCAUACAUAGAUCUUAAUACAGAUACGGUAGAACGGGUUCUUCUUGGCCUAAGUGAGGAUUUCGAAAAACGCGGACAAAUGGGAGCAAUCCGAAUUGCGCAUGAGAUGGCUUUGAUCGAUAGGCAAGUGAAGCUGCCGGUCUGGAUUUGGGACCAAGCCGGUUCUUUGGCCGACUUCUCCGCCUUGAAGCACUUGGAUCUGGAGAUUCAGUACCUGUUGUACAUGGCGAGGGGGGUGAGGACCGCGAGAGACGAUGAAUACCAGCUCGCUGAUCGGUUGCCGCCCAAGUUGGAGCAUCUCCUGAUCAACGCAUAUGAGAAAAACCAGAACGAGAAUUUCGACAAGCAGGUGGACUCCUUGAGAUCAUCGGAGAGAGAGCAGCGUCUCAGCAGCCUGAAGACUAUUCUGGGAAUCGAUCCCACAAUCCCGGUGGUCCCGCCAUGGGAAGAAGGGCCUGGGUUAAGUGCACAUGUGCGUCGGUUGAUCGAGGACGUUUCGGAUCGGAAGAAGAGCAAGUGAAGCAAUUUAUCCUUGAUCCGAGUAUCAGUGAUGAAUCCCCAGAAUUUCUCAGGCAUCUGAACACAAUCAUUGCACUCCUGCGCGAAGAACGCUUCAGGUGGUGAGAGUGAUUUAGCGAUUGUCUAGGUCUGGGAAGUAUUCUGACUUGGGCGAUGCCCGUGUACAUGUACUGAGUCACACAAGCCGCACCAGAAUGUUGUUAAUUUCUG
Molecule: messenger RNA, 2012 nt
Organism: Aspergillus fijiensis CBS 313.89
Lineage: Eukaryota; Fungi; Ascomycota; Eurotiomycetes; Eurotiales; Aspergillaceae
Exons: 2
Coding region: 214-1803 (529 amino acids)
Source: RefSeq, a predicted model, not a curated record